Messenger RNA from Sinocyclocheilus anshuiensis, 2792 nucleotides. Its product is annotated as ras GTPase-activating protein 2-like. NCBI's taxonomy places the organism in Eukaryota, Metazoa, Chordata, Actinopteri, Cypriniformes, Cyprinidae. The coding region runs from base 1 to 516 and encodes 171 amino acids. Gene Ontology annotation, biological process: intracellular signal transduction. The record is from RefSeq and is a predicted model, not a curated record. The transcript has 4 exons.
AUGUUUCAGGUAAUCCAGUCUGAGAAGCCUCUGUACGUGCAGGCGGGGAACUGCGUGGAGACCAACAGCUGGAUCGAGGUACUGAGUCAGGUCAGCCGCUGUAACCCGGGACGGCUCAGCACGUUUCACCCGUCUGCUUACGUGGGUGGAUCCUGGUUAUGCUGUAAGGAACUCAAUGAGAACACCCCUGGCUGCAAACCCUGCACUGCGACAGUGUUGGCUAAUAUUCAACUGGACAUCGACUGUGACAGAGAAACAGAACGAAUCUUCUCCUUCUUCUCCUCCAACCGCUCCAGACUACAGAAGAUGGAGGAUGCCUGUGCCGGUAUGUCAGUGUAUCUUGGGCAGCAGGAGGAGUGUUCAGCCUUCACCAUACAGGACCCUAAAGAGACCUUCCGUACUAUUAAAGAGCUCGGAGAAGUACUGGACGAUCUGCAGGCUCAACACGACUCAAAGGGAGCACUAACUGAUGAACCAGGCACUAUGGAGAAUCCUAUAGUUGGAAAGACAGCGUAACAUUGUGACUGCAGGACCAGGUGGUACUGACACAGCCACACAAGCAGAGGGCGCUGUGUUUGUCGACAUAGAGGAGCACAACAGCGCUCUGAUUAUGCUCAGAGAAGUGCUGCCGUUCCACAUGUGACCGAGCCUGUCUGGAGUUACAGUGUACUUAGAAGAAUUUGGCCAGUCAGGAGUCCAGUGGUGUAUCCGUGAGUUGCUAUCAUUGGAAAAAUCUAGCUCUUUUCUCUGUGUGCUCUGUCUUCUAUCAGUUUUUAAGAUCGUUUCGAAACCUCAAUCGCCAGUCCGCACAGUAAGAAAAGAUUGCAAUCACCUCUUAUCCCAUUCCUAAACAGGCUGUGAAAGUCCAGACACCAGAGUUUGUCUGAGAAAUUAUAGCUGCUAAAAUAGUCUUUGAAAGAACUCAACCUUCACAUAUUUCUUUAUUAACCGUCAGUUUUUCAGACUACUGGUCGUCUGAUGUUUUGACAAGUAAAAUAACCAUGUCUUAAAGGGAAUCUUCGUUGUUCUUUAUAGUUAUAGUAUCAUCCCUCUCACCCAUCCCUUUGAGUGUGUGCAUGGUUUUCUAUCUGUAGUGGAUAGAAUUAAUCUGCCUUAUACUUACAAUCCCACACUUGUGUAUGAAUUAGGGACUAAUGCAGAAGCACUUUAGAUAUUUGGAAUAUUCCAGAUGAAAUUGUUUUAGAUACGUCGUAUCAACCUUUUUUCCCGAUAUUGAUCAGUUACAUGAUCAACUCUUGUGUAAUGUUCUGUAGAUAACGUUCAUAUCCUGUAGAUUUUUACUAGCUAUUUUUCUUACGCCAAAGAUGUUGUUUUGUAGGUUUUCAUGACUUGAAAAUGGUAUACAUGUAGUUUUUUUUUUAAAUACAGAACUUUUAAAAAAGGAAAAUGGCUAUCUAUAUUUCAUGGACGUACAUUUUGGGAGCGUCAAACAUUUUGAUAAACACGAAGAAGAUUUCAUUCAAUCAAUCUUUGUCAUUUUUUCCCCAUACAAACAAUGACAAAUGUUUGGAUAUUUUAUAGUAUGCUAUGUUCCAAAAACCUAGUGAGCUGCCUACAAAAGAUGGCAUUUUAAGGCACCAAAAUUGUGCUCACAAAACAAAGGCUGUUCAGCAAAAUCAAAUUAUGGAAGGUCUGCCUCCUUUGCAGAGAUUGCAUUCCCAUAAUGCACUGCAACAAACUCAGUGGGUAAAAAAACAAUCCUAUAGGCAUUUGAGAAAAUGCUUUAGUUUUAUGCUAUACUAAAAAGCACGGAUAAAAUAGAAACACAUUUCUCAAUAGUGGUAUAUGCCAUUUUGCUUGAGUAUUGAGCUGUUAGCUUAGCAACAUGCUAAUAGCAAAGUCUAAUUGGAAUCAGUUGGAAUCGGAUUUAAUGCUAUUUGUGUGACUUGCAACAGACCGUUUGGCAGCUCACUAGUGUUUUGAAUGGAGCAAAAAACGUAGAUUGUUUAGUAAGAAUUCUGUUUGGCAAGUAACAAUCACCUGCAUCAUGUUUGUUGUGUCGCAGUUGUGUUGUAGUUAUGUGGUGGAAUUAUCAUGUCAUUUCCUGAUAGCCACCUGCUGUUUAUUACAGGUCUACCGUUCAUGGUUUUGUUUUAAAUGUCCCCAUUCUCAACUCUACAGAAGGGUUUUCUGUGUCUUUGCUGUAACAUUGGAGACUGUUAUGUUCUGCUUGGCAUACUUGUGUUUUGCAUAUAUUGUUAGUAGUCUAAUCCGUGAUUCUCAACUGGAAGGUUAAAAAUGUUCCACAAGUCAAAAAUAUUCUGCAAGGGCCAUGGACUUAAAUGAAUAUACAAUGUGAAAUGCAAGCAAUAAAAUGCACUAACCAUAUAAUAGUGAGUAGUUGAGAUUAGGGUUGCAAAAAGAAGGAAAAUUUAUAGUAAAUUUCAGAAACUUUCCAGGAUUUUUUGAAAUAUUCCAGGGAUGUUUGGAAUUUUACCGGAAAUGUUCCACCUCUAGUUGAGAUAGCAAAAUAAAAAAAGGCUUAACUUUCAAACUUAAAAAUAACACCCUAUGUAAUGAUGUUACAAAUACAUAGGAAUGAGAAUUUAAACAAUUUAGAUCUAUUGGUCUGUAAUUAUGAAGAACAUUUUACUUUCAAACCUUGGAGUAUUUCACAAUAGCAUCACUUUUAUGUCAUUGUGUGCCCAGUGCACACUGUAUGACUUUGUCCACAAAUUCCCUUCUGAAACCAAUUUCUGGGAUUGAAAAGGAUGAUUACUGUCGUAGGGCAAAAUCACGAGCCUCUGAUUGCCUUUAAUGGCUCGCGUGCA